This is a messenger RNA of Tigriopus californicus, 3271 nucleotides long. Its product is annotated as mucin-2-like. The coding region runs from base 73 to 3195 and encodes 1040 amino acids. The transcript is spliced from 2 exons. The record is from RefSeq and is a predicted model, not a curated record. Lineage: Eukaryota; Metazoa; Arthropoda; Copepoda; Harpacticoida; Harpacticidae.
GCCUUCGUGCAUUUGCACUUUGGCAUUGUCAGUUGUGAUUGGUGAGCAACUGCAUGCAGUUAUGAAUCUGCGAUGGCCAAAGUGCGGCAUAAGAUAAUGGCAACACUGUGGUUGUUGAUUGUGGGUUUCCUUGGUGGUUUCUCAGCUUUUGGAUUGAGUCUGGGCAAUUCAAAACCCUAUGCCAGGGUAUUGAUAUCAAGUGAUGGAGCAAAACUUUUGCAAACCCAAACGGAAGAGCCCACAAUAAUAGAUUAUUACAAGGAGCAUCCAUUUCUUAAAAGUCGAUUUGAGAUCGAAAAAUUAGAGGAUUUGCCGGAAAAUGAACAACUUGAAAUUCGUGUCAAACCUCAAGUGUAUGGGGCCAAGAGUGGGAACAGUCAUGAUCCAACCCCUUCUCCCCAAGUAAUUAUUCGUCCCAUUUCCACCAGACAACCCCAGGUACGAGAAUCCCCAAGAAUCAUCGGAAACCAGCUUGAAGCUUUUGGGAAUAAACAAACAGAGGAUGGUUCUCGUGGUAAAAUUAAAACCAAAAACCCGCAUUUUAAAACGGUUGACAAAGCAACAGUUGCAUUUAAUCAAAUACCGAAGUUACGACCGAGGCCCAUGUUGUUAUUGCCAUACACUCCGAGUGCCUCACUUGUGACAACACCAUCAGCCAGGGAAAACAGCACGAAAGGACUCCUUUUCAAAACAGACACACCUAUUUUUCCAAAGUACUCUACGGUCAAUCCUGUACCUUUGGUCUCCACACAAUCUGCCCCAACAACAACUGUCACACCUAGCUCUGUUAUUGUAGCAAAUUCAUUCAGAUUCACUGCACUUUCUAAUACUAUGAAGACCAUGACAACCAGAACACUUUUCUCCGUGAGCCCAAGAGUAGCAACCUCGACCCCGCUUUUUAUGGUGCAAACAGACAGGGCACAAAUACCCACAUCAGACCCAUCUGUCUUUAGGAGCACAACUCUAGAAGAAACGGCAUUUUCAACAAGAAGGAAACAACCUGGCACCAUUUCCACGUCUAAAAGUGCUGAACAAUUAGUUCCUAUUUCAACAGCAACCACAUCAAGGAUAUCACCCAUACCAACCACAACUUCACUUAGAGGAACUCCAAUGGUUAGAGUUGAGAUCGAACCAACCACUAGUCCCCCUUCAGUUGUCAAUAAACGCCCAACAACUCAGAGCGCAUUAAGUAUUAUUGACCAAUUUAGCACGCCCUUUACCGUUUUUAGUACCCAAUCUAUUUUGUCCCCAUCACCUAUUGCGACAGCAACACAGAUAACACUUCAAUCAAGCACGGCCACGGCAACGGCAAUAACAACAGCAACACUAAGGACAAGAUCAACUGAUAGACCAUUUACAACACCAACAACACCAACAAUGAUAACAACCACAGUGCCAACAACAAACUCACCCACAGAUAUAUCAAAUGCAACCAGAGCGACAACUUCACCUUCAACUAUUCUUACUGCUUCUACAAUAGCAACAUCAAUAUCAAACACUGCCUCAUUGACACCAUCAACACCACUGUCACCAACAACAACGCCGCCGCCGCCAUCGACAACAACAACAGGAGGAGCAGUAACUGCGUCAACAACGAUGACGGCGGCACCAGCUGCAACAAUGGCAACAACACCGAUUACAACAUCAACAACAACAAUAAGAACAACGAUUACGACAACAACAACAAUGCCUACUACUACAAGAACAACAACAACAACAACAACAACGACGACGACGACGACGACGGAGGCAACCACAAUCCCUGCUGUUCCCGUUGAGCUUACUCAAGAUUUGUGCCUUACCCCUCUCAGGACUUGUGAUCAAUCCAUCACGGCCAGAAGUCUUCCUUAUGAGAGGAGCCUAGAGAUUUUACAAAACGAGGAGUACCUAGAGGCUACUGACCUCGGUGUGGUGCGUCGUCGAUUUAAAAGAGGAGGUUGUGGCGGUGAAAGUGAAGUCCUCAGACCCAACAUGAUGAACAUUGGCAUGGGGACAGCCGGGUUAAUAGGUAUUGCAGGCCUGGCCAGUCUAGUCAUGACCCCACCCGCUGCCCCUCCGCCUCCACCACCUGCUCCCGCGGCAGCGGCAGGAGCCGCAGGAGCAGCAGGAGCAGCUGCCGUGGCCACAGCAGUGGGAUUAGCUCCAGCCAAUGUCCCACAACCAGGCACGCCAGGAGGAGGCGGACCACCCGUGCCGGACUCUCCCACCAGCAUCCUGGCUUUAUCUUUGGUACCCGCUGGUCUUGCCCCAGUAGCAGUUUUUCCACCGUUUACCACCGAUCGCACUAAUACCGCAGUGGGCGUCAUUUUUUCAGAGAGUGAUGCCACCUCCUUGGCCAGUGCUGGUACGGGAAAUCGGAGGUUCUUGGUCCGGCGUCGAUUCCGUCGCCAGUUGCCAGAGACUUUUCCAUGGCGAAUUCGAUCCGCAUGGAACAAAUUGCAAUACCGAUUAGGACGAAAAGUGGAGGGAAUCACAAAAUUUAAUCAAAAAAUCAAAAACAAAAUUAGAGAUAAGAUUUUUGGCCCUCCCGUGAUUGAAUACUAUUUUGAGGUCCCAGAGACUCCUCAGAAACAGACAGUCGAGCGCGUGUAUGGACUCCGUGUCCUUGUUACUGUCGUGAGUGAGCCAUGUAUUCUAGGUGUGACCUGUGACAUGGAUGGCAAUAAAUUGGUGGCUGGAGUGAAUGCCACAAAUCCUGAGCUGGCUGAAUCAGUGCAGAAUUUGGAUCUCUCCGAAUUCUUUGCCCAGGUGAAACAAAACGCCUCGUUACGGAAGAACAUGACCCAAACAAACACAUUCAACAAUCAAAAUACUUUCAAUUCCGACCCAGAUUCGGUGCCAAGCAAUCAAAGCGUGAAUAGUCCACUGAAUCCUCAGCUUUCGUCAGAAUCUGACCUGCCAUUCAUCUACAAAAGAUUUCAUUCGCAAGUCUACUCAAAUCAUGUUGGUCGUAGUAGCAAGGAGGAUCCAUACUUGGAUGAACCCACCAAUGCUCAUCAAGGUCAUUUGGAUGACAUGGAACCCAUCCAAUCACGUUUCUCUUCCAUCAACUCCCAAUCAAUGUCCUAUCAGCUUCGGCAAGAUGAGAAAUGGAUUCCACUGCAAAGUCAUCGAACCAAGCGACAAACAGGGGAAGAAUUCGAGUCUGACGCCAUUCCCGAAUGUCGAGUGGAGACACCGCCAAAUUGCACUUAAACAUGAAUUAACUAGGAGUCAUUUGCCUUUUCAUCUAAACUAAACUAUGUGCAUAACAAUAAAGCUCUAUUUAGCG